This is a messenger RNA of Strigops habroptila (Kakapo), 2092 nucleotides long. It is a transcript of the gene ASRGL1, whose product is annotated as asparaginase and isoaspartyl peptidase 1. The transcript has 7 exons. Lineage: Eukaryota; Metazoa; Chordata; Aves; Psittaciformes; Psittacidae. Bases 222 to 1172 code for a protein of 316 amino acids. The record is from RefSeq and is a predicted model, not a curated record. Gene Ontology annotation, molecular function: asparaginase activity.
ACGGCCGCCCAGCACCCUACCGACGUGCUGGGGGGUGAACGCUGGCGCCAGGCCGCCAUCUUAGCUGUGGGCAUCUCUCAGCGCGCGUGGGGGUCGCCAUGUCUGUUGAGGGCGGCUGCCGGAGCGGCGCUGCCGGAGAGUGCGCCCGGGGACGGGGCGCUGCAGGCUAAUUACGGGUAACCUGUGUACACAACUGAAAGCCGUGAGAGGAGUUUGGCAGGAUGAAGCCUGUCAUUGUGGUGCAUGGUGGAGCUGGCCGGAUCUUUAAAGAACGAGAACAGGGAAGUCGUGAUGGUGUUGUCAGAGCUGCGCUGCGAGGUUAUGGUAUCCUGAAACAGGGAGGCAGUGCCUUAGAUGCAGUUGAGGAGGCAGUACGAUCAAUGGAAGAUGAUCCUCAUUUUAAUGCAGGCUGUGGAUCUGUUCUAAAUGAAAAAGGUGAAGUAGAAAUGGAUGCCAUAAUCAUGGAUGGAAAAAAUCUAGACUCUGGAGCAGUAUCUGCAGUUAAAUGCAUAGCAAACCCAAUAAAACUUGCUCGACUUGUCAUGGAAAAGACGAAGCACAUGCUGCUGACUGACCAUGGUGCACACCUGUUUGCUCAGGCCAUGGGUAUUCCUGAGACUCCAGGGGAGAAACUCAUAACCGAGAGAUCCCGGGAGAGAUGGAAGAAGAACCUUGAGGCAGAUUCCAACCCUGAAGAGUUUCAGAAAGACCUUGGAACAGUCGGUGCUGUUGCUAUAGACAGUGAAGGCAAUGUAGCUUGUGCAACAUCUACUGGAGGACUCUCUAAUAAACUGGUUGGCCGUGUUGGUGACACAGCAUGCAUAGGAAGUGGAGGUUAUGCUGAUAAUCAUUCUGGUGCCACUUCAACCACAGGACAUGGGGAGAGUAUUAUGAAAGUGGUCUUAGCCCGACUGAUCCUCUAUCACAUGGAGCAAGGAAUGUCACCGGAGAUGGCUGCUGACACUGCAUUAGACUACAUGAAGGCACGAGUUGGGGGUUUGGGGGGUGUCAUUGUUGUUAACAAUUCAGGGGAGUGGGCAGCAAGGUUCUCCACUAAGCAGAUGUCCUGGGCUACUGUAAAGGAUGACCAGCUGCAUUAUGGGAUUUAUGCUGGGGAGAGGCAUACAAAAUCUGUUGAUGAAGCACUUGCAUCUGGAAGUGGGGGAUUCUGAGAAUGAAGAACAUCAACUGAGGAAGAAUGAAGACCUUUUUUUUUGCUGGAGGACAGUGACAGUUGAUUUCAUCUUUCUGAAAGAUCUGUACUCUUUUGAUUGGUUCACAAGCAUCACCACAUUUACAGUCAAAAUGAAAUCUGGACAUAGUUCUUCAGUGGUCACGGACAGUGGAUGUAUAGUGUUUAUUAAUACUUUUGGGAAGUCAGGAGAUUCUCCUUUUCUAGAUGGGAAAGAGUGGUCAGUAGGUUUCUUGGUUAGCAUGCCUUAAUCCUACAUUAAAGGGAACCUGAGUUUCAGUAUUAGAGGAACUCCUUCCCGUGCCCAUUCUUAAGAGACUGCUGCCAGGAUGAUUUGAGAUGAAUACCUCUUAAUUAAAGACUGAAUUUUGAAAAUGGCAUUGCUCUCCAGAGUCUUUUGAGCAGUCAUCCCAUGAUAACAAAGUGCUGACUUUACUCGGUGAAGUACCACCACCAUCAGCCAGGAGUUCAGACUACGGCAUUGUCACAGGCUGGAGGUAACUGUCAAGGGAGAUAAUAAUAAUGAAGUAAAGAAAAUAACUUUUCUCCAGAGAUGGGUAAUGUGCUGCUUUCUAAGGAGUCCUGCUUUUAUUCCAUUCAUUGGCAUCAGGCCUACAAUUAAAAAACACAGACCACCACAAAGCAGGCUACAGUAUUUUGAAGUAUAUGUGGAUAGGUUACAGGAAAGAUAUUACUGAUUUAAUAUCUCUGGUAGUAGUAAAGAAGGUAAUGAUUUCAAGAAAUAUAAAGAAACCAGCAAUCUUUCCUACUCAAAUACAAAGGUGAUAGUCACCUUUUGAGUCUAAUUAUGAGACAGGUGAUGAUUAACUGGAAAAAUAUCUAAAAUUAAGUGAUAAAAGCAAGCUGUACUAAAACAAAUAAAACUGCCUCUUGACAAAC